Molecule: messenger RNA, 2121 nt
Organism: Plectropomus leopardus (leopard coralgrouper)
Lineage: Eukaryota; Metazoa; Chordata; Actinopteri; Perciformes; Serranidae
Product: putative glutamate receptor
Biological process (GO): monoatomic ion transport
Cellular component (GO): membrane
Molecular function (GO): ligand-gated monoatomic ion channel activity; signaling receptor activity
Source: RefSeq, a predicted model, not a curated record
GUCCUGCACACAAGCCUUCCAACUGCACAAGACUUGUGACUUUCUUAGAUAUUUUCCCAGUCAUCCUUCACACAAAGGCUGUUUUAUUUCUCACUGCACCUGACACACCUGAGGGUGGUGGCAACAUGGCAGGCGGCAUGGCUCUGGUCUCCUGUGUGGCGGCUCUGACUGCAUGGAUCAUCACUGCAGAUGCCAAGGAGUUAUCCAUCACCACUAUAAAGGAGGACCCCUACACCAUGAGCAGAGGCUCCGAGCUGGAGGGCUACUGCAUCGAUCUCAUCUCUGAGCUCUCCAAGAAGCUGGGCUUCACCUACAAACUGCACCUGGUGAAAGACAGCAAAUAUGGAACCAUGGACCCCAGCGGCAACUGGAACGGCAUGAUUGGUGAAGUCAUCAGGGGGGAGGCUGACCUGGCCGUGGCCCCGCUGACCCUCACUGCAGUCAGAGAGCAGUAUGUGGACAUGAGCACCCCCUUUAUGCAGACAGGAAUCGGCUUCAUCCUGCGUAAAGACGCAGAGGAGAGCAGCUUCAGCCUGCUGUCACCUUUCUCCACGGACAUGUGGGUGGGCAUCCUCGUGGCGUUCCUGCUGACUGGGCUCUGCAUUUUCCUGGUGGGCAGGAUCAGUCCCACUGAAUGGGCGGAGCCGCACACAGAGGAACACAGCUUCACUCUGCUGCACAGCUUCUGGUACAUCACAGGAGCGCUCACCCUGCAAGGUGCCGGUCCUCACCCCAAAGCCCUAUCUGGACGUCUGGUCAGCGCCAUCUGGUGGCUGUUUGCUGUGCUGCUCCUGGCCAGCUACUUCAGCAACUUCAGCUCCAUGCUGCACUCCAACCACAAACACGUCUCCAUCGAGAGUUUCGAGGACCUUGCCAACCAGGAUGUGAUUGACUAUGGCACCUUGGAGGCUGGAUCCACCAUGCUCUUCUUUAAGCAUUCCACCAACCCUCUGCACCAGCGUAUCUACCAGCACAUGGAGCGUAAGAAGAGCUUCGUUUCCAGCACUCAGGAGGGCGUUCGCCGCUCCCAGGAGGGGAACUUUGCCUUCAUCGGUGAAGCUGUGUCCUUGGACUUGGCAGUAGCUCGCUAUUGCAAUCUGUGCCGUUCACAGGAAGUCAUCGCUAUGAGAGCCUACAGCAUCGCAGCACCUCUGGGUUCCCCGCUGAUCAAAAACCUAACCAGGGCCAUUCUGACCCUCAGUGAGUCCGGCAGGCUGACGUAUCUGCGGGACAAGUGGUGGGCCAGCAGCUGCCCGGGCGCUGAUGGGGCUCAUACCUCUAAGGCCCUGCACGCCCACGACCUGCAGGGCCUCUUCCUCCUUCUGGGCCUGGGGCUGGCUGUCGGGCUCCUGCUAGCCCUGUUGGAGCUCUUAUCCAGGGCCCGCAACCAAGCGAAGGAUGGCAAGAAGUCUUGCUGCUCAGUGCUGACAUCAGAGCUAAACCAGCGAUUUAGCAGCAAAGGAGAGAGUUCUGAGCAAGACGGGCCGGACAAAAGCAAAGCCUAAGGGAAAUAUUUACAUGUUAGCUUUUGAAAAGAUAGAAAAUACUGAGAGCCUCCGCCCCGUUUCAUCAAACACACUAACUUUCUGUCUUUCCGUAGUUACAGCAUGUGUUGUAUGGUCGGUCAGUGUGUUUCGUACUCUUCUUGGAGGCAAAUUUGCGAAUCCUAGAACAGAGAUAGAAUGGCCCGCCUUACUCUGCUUUACUCUGCCUCUGAUUAGCUUACCCUGGCAUUCCCAUCCUAACCCUAACCAAUCCACUCCCCUUACCUGUACCUAACAAAUCCAACAAAGGAGGGUAAUAAUUAGGAGCUAAUAGCAUGGAGAGUAGGGUGCGACGUUCCAUCACUAUCCUCAGACUUGCAAAUUUACUUUCAGGAAAGUUUAGUGACCACAUUGGACACAUCAACUAGUAGCUACAGGGUAUUAAGUGUCAGACUGAGAGACCUAGAGCAUCAAACUGAAAAAAAUUACUCUGACUAAUUUCCUGUAUAGUGUUGUUGGUAGUGUUAUGUUAUCAGACAUCCUCAUCCCACCCCCUACUACUUACAUUAUAUUUCUUGUUGAACUGUUAUAGUUGCUAUUUUCUUGUGCUUUCCAAAUAAAUUACCCAAUAUCCCAA